UUUGUAUGUAUCUUUUCAAUACAGAUUGCAGGGAGGGGUGGCACUGCCUUAAGCAUCACCCACAAAAGAACCAUUCGCCGUCAAAGUGCCCGUAGCGAGGACGUAUUCUGUGGUCCCGGAAGGACAGUCCGCUCCCUCGGAACCGAAGCCACCUGGAACUACCAACAUGUUGAAGAAGGACAGGGAGAAAGCUUUGGUUGUUGCCAUCACGUCUUCAGCUGCAUUUGAAACCGGACAGAAUGAUGAUGUGUAUAAGGAGGGGGUGGCUUUCCCUUUGCUGCAGGCAUUGCAGAGGGUGAAUGAGCGGCUCCUGGAGGAAAACCCAGCCGAGGAGCUUCUAUUUGAUGUUGUUUUGAUCACAACUAACACCCAGCAGCAGCAGAAGAGCAGUUGCAUCACCAGCACCACGCGUCACUAUGGUCUUGAUGUCAGCAGGUUCUGUUUUUCCUGUGAGGAAGAUUUUGUUGAGACUUUACUGGAAAACAAUGUGAGUCUGUUCCUGACUGCUAGUCAGAACGAGGCAGCAAAAGCAUCACUACGAGGGGUCACUUCUGCACUUCUCAGUGGUCAAACAGCAGCUGCGCCAUCAGAACAGCUCAGGAUUUUGUUCUGUGGUGACUCGCUCAUGCAGGAAGGGACCUUCCCACCCUCGGUCUCGCAGAGUUUUAUAACACAGAUUGGGGAGAUGCGGAGCCGGUUCAGUGUGAUGGACAGCCCUCUCACUUUCAUCAUGGUUACCUCUCGAGGGGACAGGGAGAACGGGCGCCAGGCGCUGGAGUGGUUGCGUACCCGGGGCAUCAAGGUAGACGAGGCCUACUGUCUGGCCGGAGCGCCCAGGCGCCCAAUCAUCAACCUGAUACGACAUCACUUCCUGCUUAGCAACAGUGUACAGGCAUAAAAGCUUUUCAACUUCUUCUGCUUUUUUUCAAAAUGUCAUUGAAUUUUAAAUAUUUCUUGUUCUUGGUGUGGCGUGCUGCUUCUAAUCUUGAACCUCGUUUUUAGUUAAAUCCACGUCAGUGUUUCCCUAACAGUCGAUGCAGAGAAACCUGCCCAAACUCAAUAAGUGGCACAUGAAUUAGCACGCCGGGUGGGCGAUAUUGCACUAGUAUCCUGCAGGGGGCAGCAAUGUCUUUAAAACACGUACAAUUAAUGACUUAAAACCCUUUGAUAAAAGGCAUUUUCCUUUGCUGUCCUUGUAAUUUAGGUGUUGGUGAGCUGUCACAACAAUAAAACGUCAAUGCACUUGCCACAUUA
This is a messenger RNA of Synchiropus splendidus (mandarinfish), 1254 nucleotides long. RefSeq names its product cytosolic 5'-nucleotidase 1A. Lineage: Eukaryota; Metazoa; Chordata; Actinopteri; Syngnathiformes; Callionymidae. Gene Ontology annotation, molecular function: magnesium ion binding; 5'-nucleotidase activity; nucleotide binding. Gene Ontology annotation, cellular component: cytoplasm; cytosol. The coding region runs from base 167 to 898 and encodes 243 amino acids. Gene Ontology annotation, biological process: nucleotide metabolic process; adenosine metabolic process. The transcript has 6 exons. The record is from RefSeq and is a predicted model, not a curated record.